This is a messenger RNA of Orussus abietinus, 2293 nucleotides long. Its product is annotated as carboxypeptidase N subunit 2. The transcript is spliced from 6 exons. The record is from RefSeq and is a predicted model, not a curated record. Gene Ontology annotation, molecular function: protein binding. Lineage: Eukaryota; Metazoa; Arthropoda; Insecta; Hymenoptera; Orussidae. Bases 236 to 2086 code for a protein of 616 amino acids.
CCUUUGGUACAGUCAAAACUUAAUUCAGAAUUGCAAGUUUAGUUUAUAUACAAUAAUUAAUAAUAGCGAGUAGCGCGUGUGGGCCGAGAAGAUAGUAUGCAUCCUGUUUGAUAGGAGGCAUCAAGUUGGAUAGAUAGCAGCCAACAAAAUUCAGUUUCCCUCGGACCAGCAUCCCAAUCAAGAUCCUGAAUACCGUUCCUACUUAGAAUUUCCUACGUUUAAAGUGUGAAUUACUAUGGAAAUAGUUUCAUUUUUCUGGACUCUUCUCAUUUUGGGAUGCAGUACUGGUCAAGUAAUAGAUAUCGGUGGCGUGUGGGAAGUAAAAUGUCCACAAGGAUGUUCCUGCCAAGUUUUGCAAUUUUCCGACCUGCCCUUGCAUCAGUGGAUCGACCCAGUAAUUGGGACUCCGGUUGACACCUAUACCAACGUAGAUCCUGAACAUCCCAUGUUCUCCGAACUAUUAAAAUCAGCCACCUGCAUCGUGUCCGAGAGCCCUGAAGAACUUUUAUCUAAACUUCCUGUCGAUGUGCAGGUCUUUACAAUCUUGGAGUCAGGGAAUGGAAACUCUGAGAUCAUCCUGCGAGCAGUUGAUUUACAGCGUUUUACGGAACUGAUAUCACUGGACAUCCAAGGUAUCGAAUAUAAACCAACUACGUCAACUGGCACUUUUGAUAGUCAGACAAGAAAAAAAGGAGGAAUCGUCCUGUCAGCCGACACACUUCUUCCCCUUGGAAUGACACUUUUAUAUUUAAACUUGGAACGAGUCACACUCACUGGACUAAGCUUGACUAAUCGGAAUAAGGCCAAUCUGGUAAUUAAGCCUAUGAGCACACCAAGCAAUGAAGAAAGAACUAUUGCAAUCACUGCCACGAACAGUAGUAAUCGAAAUGGGCAUCGACUGAUUUUUCUGAGUCAGCAAAACUCUGGUGAGAAUGACGACAAAGAAAUUCUACCGUAUGAUGUGUACAAGCAAGAGGUUGAAGGCUACAGAGAAACCGGUGGCCUUUUCACGGGUCUGAGCGUGCUCACUCACUUGAGAGCUUACGACUGUGCACUCAAAGACAUCUCUUGGCACAUGUUCGAUGGCCUCGAAAGUUUGGUCUACUUGUCACUCGAGAGGAACGAUUUGAAAUUUAUUCCCGAAUUUUGUUUUUAUGGCACUCCGAGUCUCAGAUCUUUGUCAUUGGCAAGCAAUCAGCUGCUAACUUUGAAGAGCGUGGAUCUUGCUGGUUUACUGAUGCUGGAACAGCUUGAUCUCCGAGGGAAUAAUCUCACUUUCUUGUCGGAACUUUCAUUUCCUCCAUUCCCAGCACUGAGAAUAGCGGAUUUUAGGGAAAAUCCUUUGGAUGCCGUAUUUCCUAGCACAUUUGAAAUUAUGAAUACAACAAUGAAGCUUUACUUGGGCGGUAAUGGAUCGAAACUUAAACUUCAGAAGAAUUCUCUGCUGGGUCUUCGACAAGUGGAAUUGUUACAUCUGUUUAAUCUUGAAAUACCUGUGCUGGAACGUUUCAUUUUGCAAGGCAUGCCUAGCUUGUUGGAACUGAAGAUGCGAGGGAACGUUACCAGAAUAGACUUCGACGCCUUUUUGGAUCUAAACAAGCUUGUCGACUUGGACUUAAGCAUUUGUCAUAUUCGUCAAAUAUCAAUGGAUGCAUUUUAUGGACUGGAGAAAGUUAAACGAAUAGAUCUGUCCUACAAUGACCUGGAAUUCAUUCCGCCAGGCUUAUUUACAUUGCAACAACAAAAGGAAUUAAAAGAAAUCAUACUUAGUAAAAAUAGAUUGACUACAUUGCCAUGGGAUUUCUUUAAGAACCUGCGUCCUGUUAAUAGGCAACCACAGAUACAAAAUGUGAGACUGGAUGGUAACCCAUGGGAUUGUACAUGUGCAAUGGCUAAUUGGAAUCCAAACUUGGUCAACAGGGUGCGAGAAACUGCGCCGAGAUGUUUUACACCAAAGAGGUUGCUGAAUUGGGGUGUGUUUCAUGCAUUACGCAAAGGUGGGCUCCAGUGUAGACGUCCCAAAAGGCGACCACUUAACCGUAAAUACACAAAAACGGUUGAGUUUGACAAUAAUGAAAUUAGUUAGUUGUACUUUUACGGUGAUGUUUACAUUACAAAGUAUUAUAUAUUUAGCAGUAAGAUUAGUAUUAAUGAAAGUACACAUAAAAAGAUUAGGACAUCGUAGUUAUAUAUUACAAAGAUGGGUUACACCAUAAUUCCAAAGUCCACGUGUUAAUGGAAUUAAAUUCAUUGUUUAAAAUGUAACGAACUCGAAAAUAUAAGUAAAAGAGUA